Wallemia ichthyophaga EXF-994 is the source of this 324-nucleotide messenger RNA. Its product is annotated as Fruiting body protein SC1. The transcript is spliced from 2 exons. Gene Ontology annotation, cellular component: fungal-type cell wall. The coding region runs from base 1 to 324 and encodes 107 amino acids. NCBI's taxonomy places the organism in Eukaryota, Fungi, Basidiomycota, Wallemiomycetes, Wallemiales, Wallemiaceae. Gene Ontology annotation, molecular function: structural constituent of cell wall. The record is from RefSeq and is a predicted model, not a curated record.
AUGAUCGCUCAAACCCUCGCCAUCUCCGCCGUCAUCGCAUCUGCCCUCGCCAGACCAUCAGGCGGCUCAUCAGUCGGCUCAUGUAAUACCGGACUUACUUCAUGUUGUGAUACUACAAAAGACAAGCAAUCAAGCACUGGUGAAGAAGACGGUCUUCUCCACACAGGCGAUAUUCUCGACCAAGUUGCUAUCCAAUGUACUCAAAUACCUCUUCUCAUCGGAGUAGCAUUACAAGACGUAUGCAAGAACACCCCAGUCUGCUGCGAGAAGGCAUCUUCAGAUGGUCUCCUCGGUAUCAACUGUACUCCAAUCCCACUCAUCUAA